AUGAGAAACCACACAUCGCUGGAUGAGUUCAUUCUACUGGGCAUACCUCAGACAGAGGGAGUGGAGCCUGUACUCUUUGUCAUCUUUGCCUUCAUCUAUUUCUUCACCCUGCUGGGAAACUUACUCAUCUUCACUGCAAUCGUGUCCUCCUCUACCCUUCACACCCCCAUGUACUUUUUCUUGGGACUUCUGUCUAUUUUUGACAUGCUCUUCCCAUCUGUAACCUGUCCCAAGAUGCUACUUUACCUCUCUGGCCAGAGUCGAGCCAUCUCUUAUGAGGGAUGUGCCUCACAGCUCUUCUUCUAUCAUCUUCUGGGCUCCACUGAAGGCUGCAUCUAUUCUGUGAUGGCUUAUGAUCGCUUCGUGGCCAUCUGUCACCCACUGAGGUAUAUGAUCAUCAUGAAACCUGAAGUCUGCAUGACCUUGGUCGGAGUUGCCUGGCUGGUGGGAAUCCUUCAUGCUUCCACCCUGACCUCCUUCACCUUUCAGUUAACCUACUGCGGCCGCAGCAAGGUGGACCACUUCUUCUGUGACAUUCCUGCUGUUUUACCUCUGGCUUGUAAUGACAGCUCCUUGGCCAAGCGAGUGGGUUCCAUUAAUGUUGGCCUUCUGGCUUUAAUGCUCUUAUUCAGUGUUUGUGUCUCCUACACACACAUCGGCAUCGCCAUUCUGAGGAUCCGUUCAGCCGAGGGCAGGCAAAAAGCUUUCUCCACCUGCAGCGCCCACCUCACAGCAAUCCUCUGUGCCUAUGGACCCGUGAUCAUCAUCUAUCUGCAGCGCACUCCCAACCCCCUUCUUGGCUCUGUCCUGCAGAUAUUAAAUAACAUUGUCUCGCCCAUGCUGAACUCUCUAAUCUACUCCUUGAGGAAUAAGGAAGUGAAAAACUCCCUGAAAAGGGUGUUCCAAAAGGUUAUACUUAUUGUUCAUGAAUAA
This is a messenger RNA of Octodon degus (degu), 933 nucleotides long. Its product is annotated as olfactory receptor 148-like. Lineage: Eukaryota; Metazoa; Chordata; Mammalia; Rodentia; Octodontidae. The record is from RefSeq and is a predicted model, not a curated record. The transcript has a single exon. Gene Ontology annotation, cellular component: membrane. Gene Ontology annotation, biological process: G protein-coupled receptor signaling pathway. Gene Ontology annotation, molecular function: G protein-coupled receptor activity; olfactory receptor activity. Bases 1 to 933 code for a protein of 310 amino acids.